This is a messenger RNA of Penicillium canariense, 1149 nucleotides long. Its product is annotated as putative NUDIX family hydrolase. Gene Ontology annotation, molecular function: ADP-glucose pyrophosphatase activity; ADP-ribose pyrophosphatase activity. The transcript is spliced from 2 exons. The record is from RefSeq and is a predicted model, not a curated record. Lineage: Eukaryota; Fungi; Ascomycota; Eurotiomycetes; Eurotiales; Aspergillaceae. Gene Ontology annotation, biological process: nucleoside phosphate metabolic process; ribose phosphate metabolic process. The coding region runs from base 1 to 1149 and encodes 382 amino acids.
AUGGUGCGCUCAAUAACAACAUCACCUGCGCAAACAGGCGAAUUCCACGUAUCGACGGGGAACCGCAGCCUUUCAUCCGUGCACGCCAUCCUCAUCGAGAGAUCGAUCGAGCUCCCCUUCACCGCCUCAGACCAGCCAUCCAAUCCCAUCCACGAGCUGGCUUUAUUCACCAAACUCUAUGGAAGCGGGGGACAUCCAUUCAUGUACCCCCGACGACACCUGCAUCUUACCGCGCGGCACUUGAAUUUCACGCCCGGGUACCGGUAUCUGGGACCGACAGGGAGACCCGGAGCCCCCAGCACAUUCACCUCCAAGCCCAUGUCAACCUUCACGCUCCCCGGGUCCGAGCUGCGCAUCACAAGCACACCGGACCUGGGCCGCGACGAUCUGCUGUCCUUUCCUGCUUUUAAUAAUUGGAUCUCAACGCUGCAGAAUUCCCUAGCGCGUCAGUCUCAUCCGUCACACGAGUUCCAUGAGGACCCGUAUGUCUUGCGGACGAUUGACAUCCAGGCCGUGGACCGCUUUGGCGGUGGGCGGGUGGGCUUUGUCAAGUUGAAGGCGGAUGUGUCGAAUGGCCGAGGGGAGAAGUUACCUGGGAGUGUGUUUCUCCGCGGAGGGAGUGUGGGUAUGCUUCUCAUCCUUCAACCUGAUGAUAUCCCGGUCUCACAAGAGAAGGGCAAGCAAGCUAUUGUGACGAUUCAGCCUCGCGUUCCUGCGGGCUCUUUGGCAUUUGUUGAAAUCCCGGCUGGCAUGCUGGAUGACAGUGGGACCUUUGCUGGGGGUGCGGCGAAGGAGAUUCAGGAAGAGACUGGGCUGUCUGUUCAGCAGAGUGAACUGAUUGGUAUGACCUCGUUGGCUUCAGAACUAAUUGAAGACUCAGCUGCGAAUGGAGAGAACCUGCAGAAAGCGAUGUAUCCAUCUGCUGGGGGCAGUGAUGAAUUCAUUCCCUUGUUUUUAUGCCAAAAGCGAAUGCCCCGACAGGAUAUUGAAGAAUUGCAGGGCAAAUUAACAGGACUCCGGGAUCAUGGCGAGAAAAUCACAUUGAAGGUAGUUCCAUUGGAAAGUCUGUGGAAGGAAGGGCUGCGAGAUGGGAAGACACUGGCGGCAUGGGCGCUCUAUCAGGGGCUACGAGAAGCAGGGAAGAUCUAA